UCAAAAAAUAAUAUUUGCAAGCCAUGUUGAGAAGCAGGAAUAAACUAAUCUCAGCAAGUUUUCUGCUAUGCUUCAUUGCAUCUCUUUCCUUCGGAAAAGAUACACUUUCCAAAGUUGAAUACAUCACACAGAGCCAAACACUAAUCUCAAAAGAUGGAAUCUUUGAAAUGGGAUUCUUCAAACCAUGCUCUCACAACACCUACUUAGGCAUUUGGUACAAAGAUUUCCCAAACAAAACUCUAGUUUGGGUGGCCAACAGAGAGAAGCCAUUGCCCCAAACUUCCAAGAAUUUCAACCUCAAACUAUCUCCAAAUGGCAACUUAGAAUUGCACCAUCACCUUGACGUCUUCUGGUCCACAAGUUUGGUUCCAACUCUAGCACAAACUGUUGAAGCAGUGCUUCUUGAUAAUGGGAAUCUCAUCUUGAGAGAUGCAUCAAAGCCAAGUAGAGUAUUUUGGCAGAGUUUUGAUCAGCCUACUCAUGCUUGGCUAGCUGGAGCUGCAGUUGGCAGGGGGAAGCGCAUCGUCUCUUGGAAAAGCUCUUGUGAUCCUUCCGAGGGGCCCUUUUCCAUGGAGAUGGCUGCUGAAAAUCCUCAUUCUUUCUUGUUGAAGAAGGAGAUGUCAAGUGUGUAUUGGAGCAGUGGGGGUUGGGAUGUGAAUGUGAAUAUGUUUACCUUAGCUCCUCAGCUUAGCUACUUGUACAAUUUCAGUUUCCAUUCAAAUGAGAAUGGGAGUUACAUGAAAUAUGAUGUGCUGAAUCCUCAUGUGUUAUCCAUGGUUGUGUUGGAUACAUCAGGAAAUUUGAUGCAGCUUGUUUCUCUCAGAAGCAAGCGCAAUUGGACCACCGAGUUUGAGCUGCCCAAAGAGGUUUAUGACUUCUGUGCAGAUUGUGGGAAAAAAGGAAAGAAGAAAAUGUUGGAGGUGAUCAUUGCAGUGGUGGUUCCGAUGGUCGUGGUUUUCUCCGGAGGCGCUCUGCGAUGCUUUUACAUGAGGAACAGGAACAAAGAAGGCAAGGAACAUGGAGAUGAUCUUUUGUCAUACGAUUUCGACCUAAAUGUGGAGCACCAGCCAUCCUAUGAUGCAACAAGGGAGAACAACACACAAUUUGAUCUGCACAUGUUUACUUAUUCAAGUGUUUCUGCAGCAACUAACAACUUCUCACCAGAAAAAAAGCUUGGAGAGGGAGGAUUUGGACCAGUUUACAAGGGAAAACUACUGAAUGGAGUAGAAGUGGCCCUAAAGAGGCUCUCAAAGACAUCCGGACAAGGCUUUGAGGAAUUCAGAAAUGAGAUCUUGCUAAUCGCAAAACUCCAGCAUCGAAACCUCGUUCGCCUCUUAGGCUGCUGCAUUGCCCCAGAUGAGAGCAUACUCAUCUAUGAGUACAUGCCUAAUAAGAGCCUCGACUUGUUCCUCUUCGGAUUAAUAAAACUAGAUUGGGAAACACGCGUUGGCAUUAUCGAAGGGAUUGCUCAAGGGUUACUCUAUCUCCAUGAGCACUCAAGGGUUCGUGUCAUCCAUAGAGAUUUGAAGGCGAGUAACAUUCUCCUAGAUGGUGAGAUGGUCCCCAAGAUUGCAGAUUUUGGCCUGGCCCGUAUCUUUGGGGGCAAUGAUUCGCGGACUCAGACGAAUAAGAUUGUUGGAACAUAUGGCUACAUGGCUCCUGAGUACGCGUUGGAAGGCCUAUUCUCCAUAAAGUCUGAUGUGUUCAGCUUCGGAGUGUUGGUUCUUGAGAUUAUAAGUGGCAAGAAGAACACUGGCUUCUACCAAACUCACUCUCUCAAUCUUCUUGGACAUACAUGGGAUCUGUGGACUUCAGGCAGAGGAGUGGAAGUGGUGGAGGGAUCUCCGGAGGCGGCGGUGGCAUUGAGGUAUAUCAAUGUGGGACUGUUGUGUGUGCAAGAAAAUCCUAAUGAUAGGCCAAACAUGUCUAGUGUGGUGUCCAUGCUUAGCAGUGAGAGUGCAGCUCUUCCACCACCUAACAAACCUGCAUUUUCUGCUGUAAAUGCAAAAACUUCCACUACCUCAUUAGAGGUAAAUCACUCUAUUAAUGGAUUAACUGUUUCUACUAUUGAGCCAAGAUGACCAUACAUUCAUCUAUUGUUUACUAAGAUAAUUUGGAACUUUAUUCUUUAGAUAAGAUUUAUAGUGUCA
Messenger RNA from Salvia splendens (bonfire salvia), 2150 nucleotides. RefSeq names its product G-type lectin S-receptor-like serine/threonine-protein kinase At1g11410. Gene Ontology annotation, molecular function: ATP binding; protein serine/threonine kinase activity. The transcript has 7 exons. Gene Ontology annotation, biological process: recognition of pollen; protein phosphorylation. The coding region runs from base 24 to 2081 and encodes 685 amino acids. Gene Ontology annotation, cellular component: plasma membrane. The record is from RefSeq and is a predicted model, not a curated record. NCBI's taxonomy places the organism in Eukaryota, Viridiplantae, Streptophyta, Magnoliopsida, Lamiales, Lamiaceae.